AUGUCAGCCCGGAGUCCCCGGCCCCAGUCCCGCCGCUGCCGCCGCCUCCUGCUCUGCUGCUGCUGCUGCGGCCGCCGCUCUCACCUCAACGAGGACACUGGCCGCUUCGUAUUGCUGGCCGCGCUCAUCGGCCUGUACCUGGUGGCUGGUGCCACUGUCUUCUCUGCCCUGGAGAGUCCCUCUGAGGCAGCGGCGCGGGAGCGCUGGGGCGCUACGCUGCGCAACUUCAGCGCGGCGCACGGCGUGGGCGAGGAGGAGCUGCUCGCUUUCCUUCGAGACUAUGAAGCUGCCCUGGCUGCAGGUAUCCGAGCCGAUGCUCUCCGUCCGCGCUGGGACUUCACCGGAGCCUUCUACUUUGUGGGCACCGUGGUGUCAACUAUAGGUUUUGGCAUGACUACACCCUCCACUGUGGCUGGGAAAGCCUUUCUCAUUGCAUAUGGCCUGUUUGGGUGUGCAGGGACCAUUCUUUUCUUUAACCUCUUCUUGGAGCGCAUCAUCUCUCUGCUGGCAUUCAUCAUGAGAGCCUGCCAUGAACGGCAGCUCCGUCGGAGCGGCCUGCUGCCCCCCAACUUCCGCCGUGGUUCGGCAUUGUCUGAGGCAGACAGCCUGGUGGGCUGGAAGCCCUCUGUCUACCACGUGAUGCUCAUCCUGGGCAUCUUUGCCAUCCUCCUCUCCUGCUGUGCCUCUGCCAUGUACACCAGCGUGGAAGGCUGGGACUACAUGGAUUCUCUCUACUACUGUUUUGUGACUUUCAGCACCAUUGGCUUUGGGGACCUGGUCAGCAGCCAGCAGGAGGCCUAUCGAAACCAAGGGCUGUACAGACUGGGCAAUUUCCUCUUCAUUCUCAUGGGUGUGUGCUGCAUCUAUUCCCUCUUCAAUGUCAUCUCCAUCGUCAUCAAGCAGGUUCUGAACUGGAUGCUGAAGAAACUCAGCUGCCAAUGUUGCAACCGAUGCCGGAGGCCCAGUUCCCGCCUGGGGAGACGCAAUGCCAUCACCCCCGGCUCCCGUUUCCGCCACCACCUCACCGCGAUGGAGGCCGACGGGCACUACGAUAGCGACGCGGAGGGCCGGAGGUUAUCGGGAGAGAUGAUCUCUAUGAGGGACCUGAUUGCCUCCAACAAGGUCUCCCUGGCCCUCUUGCAGAAGCAGCUGUCAGAGACAGCCAACGGCUAUCCCCGAAACGUGUGUGUCAACACACGGCAGAAUGGCUUCUCGGGGGGUGUGGGGGCUCUUGGGAUCAUGAACAAUCGACUGGCAGAAACAAGCGAUUCCAGGUAG
Messenger RNA from Trichosurus vulpecula (common brushtail), 1278 nucleotides. RefSeq names its product potassium two pore domain channel subfamily K member 12 (gene KCNK12). The record is from RefSeq and is a predicted model, not a curated record. The transcript is spliced from 2 exons. NCBI's taxonomy places the organism in Eukaryota, Metazoa, Chordata, Mammalia, Diprotodontia, Phalangeridae. Gene Ontology annotation, molecular function: potassium ion leak channel activity. The coding region runs from base 1 to 1278 and encodes 425 amino acids. Gene Ontology annotation, cellular component: membrane. Gene Ontology annotation, biological process: potassium ion transmembrane transport; stabilization of membrane potential.